This is a messenger RNA of Paramecium pentaurelia, 182 nucleotides long. Lineage: Eukaryota; Ciliophora; Oligohymenophorea; Peniculida; Parameciidae. The record is from the annotation of a GenBank genome assembly.
AUGCAAAUUCUGGCAUAAGAGAUGGUAAUUUCUUAUUAUUUUUAUUUUAGAAUGGCAAGAUUUAAAUAAUAAUGUUAAUUUCAAUACUUGUGGAGGGAUUCAAUAUUUUGGGUAAUCUAGUUCUAGUAGUUGGAUUGAUAUUAGCAGAAUAUUUUUAGAUCUAGAAGAUUUUUUAAAUAUGA